This is a messenger RNA of Solanum dulcamara, 680 nucleotides long. RefSeq lists its product as uncharacterized. The transcript has a single exon. Lineage: Eukaryota; Viridiplantae; Streptophyta; Magnoliopsida; Solanales; Solanaceae. Bases 154 to 543 code for a protein of 129 amino acids. The record is from RefSeq and is a predicted model, not a curated record. Gene Ontology annotation, molecular function: calcium ion binding.
UAAGGCCAAACCUGUAGUUAUGGCCUAUCAACCAUUAAAAAGCCACAACCAGAAGAAUAGGAGGCAUGAAAAAGUCAAAUUCUUAUAGAAUAUAUCGUAUAAUAAAGAGAGAAAUCAGCACUUUGUUGAAUCAAGAGAUUCAAAUUGUCGAAAAUGAGUGUAGUUGUUGUGGACGGUCCAAUGAUGGAGGAAUUCGUGGAAGACACUGAGGCAUUUGGCAAGUGGACUGACAAACAUUUUGAUAUGCUAGACACAGAUGGGAAAGGGGAGCUAUCUCGAGAUGAGCUCCAAAACAGGAAAAGCAAAUUCUCGUCCUGUGAAUUUGAGCUGCAAAGCAAGGAAGAAAUUUCAAGUUUGUAUGACAUCCUUCUUGAAAGAUUUGAUAUUGAUAGAAGUGGGACUAUCGAUCGACAAGAAUUCAAGGCUCUUACAAAAGAAAUCAUGUUGGCUAAGGCUAGAGGGAUUGGCAAUUCACCUGUUUUAGUCAUUCUUCAAGGGGAUAGCCUUGUUAUGAGGGCUGUUCAACGUUUGUCAGCAAAAUAAGUGAUAUUUUUCCACCUCAAAUUCUCGUUUCAGCUUUCCAAAUCUGAAUGUAAUUCAAAUUAACUAAUAUUUAUGUUACUAAUUCAUUUUUCAUUACUUGUUACUCUCUCUAUUUUAGAUUAGUUGUCUUACUUUGA